This is a messenger RNA of Anas platyrhynchos (mallard), 8523 nucleotides long. It is a transcript of the gene ITGB8, whose product is annotated as integrin subunit beta 8. Gene Ontology annotation, molecular function: integrin binding. The record is from RefSeq and is a predicted model, not a curated record. Gene Ontology annotation, biological process: cell-cell adhesion; cell adhesion mediated by integrin; integrin-mediated signaling pathway. Gene Ontology annotation, cellular component: focal adhesion; cell surface; integrin complex. Lineage: Eukaryota; Metazoa; Chordata; Aves; Anseriformes; Anatidae.
CGGGGUGAUUGCGGUCUGUGUACGAUGUGGGGGGGGUCCCGAGGCGGUGGCGAGGGGCGCUCCCCACGGUCUCCGCCAUCCUCCGCCGAACAAAGCGGCGCGGGCGGGCGCCGUGACUUCACCGCCCGCCGCCGCCCCGCCUCCGCCCGCCCUCGCCCUGCCCCGCCGCAGCCUCCCGGCAAGCGGAGAGGGGGGGACACCCGCGGGCCCGAGGCGCACCGGCGGCGGGGCGGGGGCGGGCGGGGGCAGCGGCGGCGGCGGUCGUUUCGUUGCGGGAGCCGCGGGGCCGGGCCGGGCAGGGCAGGGCAGGGCAGGGCGCUCGGGCUGGAGGCGGAUGGAGGCAGCCGUCCUCCGCGCCCGCCCGGGGCCGCCCCGCCGCCGCCGCUGCCGCCGCCGCCGGGGGGGGCAGCCCCUCGCGGGGAGCGGCGGGCGCUGCCCUUGAGGUGCCGCCGCCCCGCGCCCUACCUGUGCCGGGCCCGUCGCCGCCGCCGCCGCCGCCGCUCCUCCCCCGGCCCCGCCGCCGCCGCCGCCGCCCCCGCGGGGGCCGGGACUGAGAGCGCCGCGCCGCCGAGCCGCGGCCCCGAGGAGAGGCAGCGGGACCGGGAGCGGGGCCGAGCGCGCCGCACGAUGUGGGUGCCGCUGCUGGCGUGCCUCACCGCGGGGAUCGUCUCCGUGCCCAAGUGCCAGCGCGGCCCCGGGGCCCUCCUCGGGGCGGCCCGGCUGCUGGCGGCCGUGCCGGGACUCUGCCAGCGCCCGGAAAACAGAUGUGCCACUUCAAAUGCAGGAACAUGUACAAAGUGUCUUGCUUUGGGUCCAGAGUGUGGAUGGUGUGCUCAAGAGGAUUUCAUGGCCGAUGGAACACAGAAGGGACGCUGUGACACUGUUUCCAACUUAAUGAAAAGAGGCUGCCAAUCAGAUCUUGUAGAAAAUCCCACAGUUCGUGUAACAAUACCCAGUGAUCAAGAAACAAAUACACAAGUGACACCAGGAAAAGUUUCAGUCCAACUGCGUCCAGGAAGUGAAGCAAACUUUAUAUUAAAAGUUCGUCCUCUGGAGAAGUAUCCUGUGGACCUUUACUAUUUAGUUGAUGUCUCAGCUUCUAUGCACAACAAUAUAGAGAAACUCAAUUCCGUUGGAUUUGCUUUAUCUAAAAAGAUGGCAAAUAUUUCUCUUGAUUUUCGACUUGGAUUUGGAUCCUAUGUGGAUAAAACUGUGUCACCCUAUAUUAGCAUUCAUCCAGGUAGAAUCCAUAACCAAUGCAGUGAUUAUAAUUUAGAUUGUAUGCCGCCUCAUGGUUAUAUUCACGUUCUGUCCCUGACUGACAAUAUAGCAGAAUUCAGAAAUGCAGUGAAUAAACAAAAAAUUUCUGGGAAUAUUGAUACACCCGAAGGGGGCUUUGAUGCGAUGCUCCAAGCAGCUGUGUGCCAGAGCCACAUCGGAUGGCGCAAAGAAGCCAAGCGACUACUUCUUGUGAUGACAGAUCAAACUUCCCAUCUGGCCCUUGAUAGUAAAUUAGCAGGGAUUGUAAUUCCUCAUGAUGGAAACUGUCAUUUGAAAGAUAAUGUGUACGUCAAAGCUACGAGUAUGGAGCAUCCAUCUCUUGGGCAACUCUCUGAAAAAUUGAUUGACAAUAACAUCAAUGUUAUUUUUGCAGUUCAAGGAAGCCAGUUCCAUUGGUAUAAAGAUCUGUUACCUCUGUUGCCUGGUACUGUUGCAAGACAAAUAGAAUCACAAGCAGCAAAUCUCAAUGACUUGGUGGUAGAAGCUUAUCAGAAACUAAUCUCUGAAGUGAAAAUCCAAGUGGAUAACCAGAUCCAGGAUCUUAAUUUCAAUAUCACUGCAAUCUGUCCUGAUGGAAGUAAAAAAACUGGCAUGGAAGGAUGUAAAAAUGUGGGAUAUAAUGAAGAAGUUCUUUUCAAUGUAUCAGUUACAAUGAAAGGAUGUGACACAACCGGAGGAAGAAAAUAUGCAAUACUUAAGCCUAUUGGUUUCAAUGAAACCACCAUCAUUAAUGUACAGAAAAGCUGUGCGUGUCAGAGUGGAGAUAGUGCAAGGCAGAAAAGAGUGUGGGCUGAUGAAACUUUUCCUGAUGGCAGACAGCCCGAUUGCAGUGACAACGACUGUAGCUCUCACGGGGAUACGGUUCAUUCUGAGAGGUGCAGGCAACACCCGAACCAGCCAAUCUGCAGUGGUCAAGGAAAUUGCAUAGAUGGAAAAUGUUUCUGCUACAAAAACAAGCUAGGCAAGGUGUAUGGCAAGUACUGCGAAAUGGAUGACUUUUCCUGCCCGUAUCACCAGGGAAACUUAUGUUCUGGUAAUGGUGAAUGUGAAGCUGGUAAAUGUAAAUGCUUUGCUGGCUGGGAAGGGGACCGUUGCCAGUGUUCAUUACAAUCAGCAAAACAGUGCCUGAAUUCAAAGGGCCAGAUUUGCAGUGGAAGAGGAAAUUGUGUAUGUGGAAAGUGUGAGUGCACUGACCCAAGAAGCUUUGGCCGUUUCUGUGAAUAUUGCCCUGCUUGUAACAAAGCCUGUGAAGAAAACUGGAAUUGUGUUCAGUGCCAUCAUUCUAACAAUGCAUCUCAAGCUAAACUUGACCAGUGUAAAACCUCAUGUGCUUACCUGUUGCAUUACAUUGACCAAACUUCAGAAUGUUUCUCUGGACGAAGCUACUUCAGAGUGUUUUCCAUAAUCUUUAUAGUUACAUUUCUGAUUGGGUUGCUUGUUGUACUUAUCAUCAGGCAGAUAAUUCUGCAGGGGAAUAGCAAUAAAGUUAAAUCUUCAGCUGAUUACAGAGUGUCUGCAACAAAGAAGGAUAAGAUGUUUUUGCCUACUGUUUGUACAAGAACAGUAACAUACAGACGAGACAAACCAGAGGAAAUAAAUAUCGACAUCAGCAAGUUACGAUUAAACGAAACUUUCAAGUGUGAAUUCUGAAGACUGUGUGUUUUCUGCAAAUUUCUAUUUUCAUCAUUCUCUAUUUUUUAAAAGUUACCACUCUGUCAGAGUCUUGACUGUUGCUGUUUGUUUUUGUGUCAUGCAUUUUGUUGGAUACUGUAACAAAGUGACAUGUAAGCAUAUUCACAUAAUGUGACUAUGUUUGAACUAUAGCUGCUGUAUUUUUUUAUUUUUUUAUUUUUUGGAAGAGGAAUGUGCGUUACUACUGUUCAGGAACAUUAGUGUUGAUGUAGCACUUUAAUGUAUUCUAAUUUAUUUAGUUCUGGCAUAGAAUGUAGAUAUGAACAGGUCUGACAAAGCACUGAUCUCGCUGUACAUGUAGCUAGUACUGAUAUGCUCUGUAAGAAUGGACAAAGCUGUGACUGAAAUAUUAACAUUGCUGUAUGUUAUAGCAAUAGGUGAAACUAUUCAAAUGCUCUUAAAUAGAGUAAAUGGUACUUUUAUAGUUCUCUCAGUUGACUAAAUUCCACUGAUUUGUCUGCUUUAGCCUCUUAGCUUUUCCUCGUUACUUAAUAAAAAUGACUGGAUUAAAUGAGUGCUUAGUUACUGGUGUGUGUGCAUAGUUGUGUGUGUAUACACACGUGCACACACAGAUAAAUAUAUAUAUAUAGUUUUUUAUGCAUUAUGUCACUUAAAGAUAAUUUAUAUCUGAUAGAGAGAAAUUUUUAGCUUUUUUAUUUGUUUCAACAUAAAAACUUUUGUAUGAAUUUUAAGAUAUUUGAAAAACUAAGUGGAUACAGAAAAUGAGAGCUCCUCUGUCCACCAGUGUCAUGCUACAGUGAUGCCUACAUGGCAUCACUGCUGGCCUCACUUCGCCUUUGGAGUCAGCAGCAUCAACUCCAUUGCAAUCAGAUAAACUGCACCAGAGAUGUGUUUGGUUUGCUAGCUACAUGUCAGUGUUUUGCCAAAUGAGGGCUUUGUUCUUUUUGUAUGUCAGACAUAAGUCUGAUUUUACAUACGUGCUCUUUUUUCUAAGUAAAUUAGUUGGCGGGAUUAGUUUUCUUGAAUUCUUACUUAACCACUUCAAUUUUUGUGACUGUGCAUUGAGAAAUGUGUCCAGUGUGAUGUGAAAAAUAAUCUGCAGUUUGAAAGAAGGUGAGGAAGACAGGAGUCAUUUUCUCAAGAGAACACAUUAAUUGACUUAAUAAAUGUAUGAUUAGAUUCUGCCUUCAGAGAUGGGCAAAACUCUUCUAAACAUAGUGGGAUCAAUAUAAGCUGAUCUGAGUGCAGAAUUUGAGCUACAAGGUCAAACUGAAGCAUUUUCUUACCCUUGAAACUGGCUGUAGCAGUAGAAAACGCGUUAUGGCUGUAUGCUAAUUGGAAGAGUCAGCUAACCUUUACUUACCUUAAUUACUCUUCAAGACCCUAAGAAAUUCUGGUCAUUGUCUGUGAAAUGUGCACUAAAAUCUUGCUGGAAAGAAAAAAAAAAAAAUCAUCUCAUAAGAUAUUAUGCAGUCAUUUUAGCAAUAUUAAUUACUGAAAUAUUAAUCUGUAAUCGCCAUAGAUAAGAGUAACACAAACAAAACAGGACCACUUCCUAUGCAGUUUGGUAGAAAUUAGUAUGUAUUAAUAUUUCAUAUUCAAUAUUUCUUAAAUUCCUACUGAAAUCUGAGUAAUAUAGAGGUGACAGGAGAGUAGGAUGCAAAACAAAUGAAUAUUAUGUGAGUGUUCACAAUGAAUUUCUUGGGUCAUGUGUCAAGUGAGGGACUGAGAAAAAUAAAAACAGGAGCAGUGGUCUUUCAAUUAAACUGUCAUAAAAGGUUUAGAUUUUAGGGCUUUUUUUUGUUUUUUUUUUUUUUAAUAGUUGUGAACUAACGUAUGAAAUGUUUCUGAAGCAAUCCUCAAAGUAGUCCCCGAACUUCCGACCAUUCAGCUAAAAGUAAAGGUCAUCCUUACACUGACCCUGGUUUUACUGAUUGCUUCAUUGUAACAUCUUAGUUAUAAAUUAAUUCUGUCUGAAGAUUUGCUCUGUAAUGUAUUAACUAUACCUUGAACUUUCCUUUUCUUUUUAAAAUGCAUAGAACCAUUUUCCUCCCAUGUAAGUUAGCAGACUCUGAGCCAUUGGUAUCAGUGGAAUUAAGAUAAAAGAUCUGCAAAGGUUUGCUUACUAUUGUCCUUGUCACAAUUCAGUAGUAUUUUUAGGCAAGUAAGAAACAAAAUCUCUGAUUUUCUGUUUCACUUAGCAAAACAAAGCAAAGAAAUACAACCUCACUCAGGAAUAUCUGAGUGUUUAACAAAAGGCUAACAUGGUUAUGUUCUUUAAACAAUGUGAUACAGUUUUUUUGAACAGAAAAGAUUCCUCAGCAUACGUUUCUCAUUACAGCUCUUAAGCUACUUACUGAAGUGUUAGCUAUUGUUUUGGUUUUUUCUCUAGAAAUUAUUUUUUCUCUGUUAGAGGGAGUUAAUUGUGUGGGUAGGGGACAAUGGAACUGGGGUCUUUGGGGGAGAAAGAUCUGAUCUGUAUCGCCCAUCAUCCAGACGUCACAUAGCUGCCAGUCUUCUCCUGUAGCACUUUGUUGGCAUUGCAGUGCUGCCUGUGAAGGGGCAUGGCCAGUAUUUCCUUAUCACACACCUGCCUGAAUGUUUCAUGUGCUCUGGUUGCAUUGAGCAGGCUUGCAAGACAAAAUUGCAAUGUAAACUGCUUGCUGUCCUAAGGCAAAAAAAAUAUAUAUAUUGAAUAUAUAUAAUUUUUAAGGCCUUUUCUUGCAUCUCACUCAGUGUUUUGCUGUAUUGUGGAGGGAGCUAGUGAAAAAGAAUAAGCUGCUGCUAAUGUGACAGGUCAAGGCUUUUAUAAGGCCCAUGGGGAGCCUAUAUAGAGCAGGAUCCUUGGGAGGAGGCUUUGUUUCUGGGGAUGGAAUCUAUCCAUGAGAAACUCUGGCUUUACUUGGUACUUGUUUCGCUCUGCCUUUGACCAUGUUUUUCAGAAGAGCUGCUGCGGGAGAUGAAUAGCCCAACAAAAGCCUCACUAUUUAGGGAGCUGUGUUCCCUCAGCACAUGACCUUAAAUGAGAAAGCAGCCUGUAAUUCACAAGGAAUUUCCUCAGCAAUUGCAGAAGGCCUGUGCUUCCUAUAGUGCUUAGAUAUUACAGACAAAUUAAUUCAGAUUAGUUUUCAAUGUAUUGUGCGUCAAAGAUGCUAGUAAAAAUAGGUGGGAAAAAUCUAUCCUCAGAAUAGCACAUUUCAAACUUUUUAAAUAAAACUUCUUAUAAUACAAUGCUUUAAAAAAUGAAAAAAAGGUCAAAUGAUUUGACCGCAUGCCUAUACCCAAAAAUAUACAGACAGAUACUGUGGCACCUCAUAACUGCUUAGCACGAUUGCUUUUAGAUUUCCUCUGAGACAGAGCAUCUGCGUGACUCUUCAAAGCAGAUUUGUUAAUGGUAAAAAUCUGUGUGUAUAAUUUUUAAUUAUAAUUCCACAUUAUUUUUACUGUUUAUCAAUUGUAUAACAUUUUAGAAGUGACACUAUUAUGCAAUUAAAACAUGCAUCUUCAGAUUUUUUUUAGACUCUAAAAUGAAGAAAUACUAUGCAUUAUUUCCAAGCAUCAUGAGCAUGUUAGUAACAUCACUGUAGAUGUGUGUGGGAAAAUAGCCGUUUCAUCCAGAAAACGUGCAUAUGGUAUGUGAGGAAUUUUCAUUGUGCCCAGCUGAAAUUCCCUUACGUUCACAAGCAGUGUUUCAAGUGGACCUUAAAAAGGAAGGACAUUUGUAUAGGCAUAGUUUACAUUUUAUCCAUUAUAAUCAACUGGAUUUAUUUUUUCCUCUCUAUGGUGUCAUGAAAACCUGCUAUGUAAAGUAUUCUUCAGACUGCAGUGGAAAAAAUUAUUUUCCCAGUCUGAUCAUAUUAUUUGUUUCCUGUUUAGUGUGCAUACUUAAAUGCACACGUGUUGCAAACGGGGAGUGAACAUGUGAAGCAGCUUCAAGCAACCCUUAGUCCAUAAGGAAUAGUGAAGCCCAGGACAGAGAGGUCCUACUGCUUUUGCAGUGGGCAUCCCAAGCAGACACAAGGCACCUUACAGUUUCCCAUAGCAUCCCUACAGAGAUGGUGCUCUGAGACCAUACUGCUCCACAUGUCAGGGCAGGAAGCCUUUUCAGAGCAGGCUGGCUGGGCAGGGGUGACACUGUUUCUGUCCUGUAUUUCCAACGCUUGUCCACGCAUUGGAAAUACAUAGUGUACAGUCUGCAAUCCUCAGCUCUACAGGCUUUUUACAUCUUUACUCAUCAAAAAAUGCUUGCAUUUAAUCUAGAAAGAGACAACUGGUGCCAGUAAGUACUGUAAACAUGGAUGCUUCAGGCCUCCUUGAGAGCUUCUGAGAAUGCUUUGGGCAUCUACCCGUUGACUUCAGCCCAGCCCCAAGAUCUGCAUUUGCCAGCCUUAAGUCAAGUUUUCUGUAGCCAGGAAAGGGCACUUCUCAUAGAGACAUUAAUGCUGAACGAGUGCUGGGUGAUGUUUACUCUGCUCUAUGAGGGAAACAUAGUGCCAGUGUUCUCGCUGUCCACUUGAAACAGAAGAGCAAGAUUUAUUUAAGCAGGAAUGGAGCAAUAGUUAAGAACAACACUACUUUUCAAUGAUGAUCUUGACACUGCUCAGUGCACAGAAUCUCAUGGAUAGCACAGAGUUGAAAUUCACGGAGAGGAAAAAACAGUUAAAAGUAGCCAAUGUGAAUGUAUUUUAUAGUGAACCAAAUCAGUGGGAUUUCACUGAGUGCAAGCCAGCUCAGAAUGAUUGGUCUUUCUGAAAACAAAUAUGUAAAUAAAAGUUGAAACAAAAUAAAUACGUAAAAGUAGUACAUUCUUCAGUUUAAGAAAUGCUGCUCUGGAAUGCAUUUUCUCUGUUUCCUUUUCUGCACGUACUGUUAAAAAAAAAGUAUACCUCCUUUAAAAGAAAAAAGUUUUGAAAUCUGGCAUUCAUUAAAAUGAUAUCUCUAUCCAAAUGCUAACUUCUCAUCCUUAUACCUAUACUGUGUUUGAGCUGUUCCAGUUAUAUUUUGAAGGGAGACGUUGAAAGAUGAGACAUUUGUUUGGAAAGUCAUUUGUGUUAGAAGAAUUCAAUGUGCUAACAUCUUCACUUUUACCUACUACUGCUUCAGAACCUAAAGAUAUGUUAAAGUGUCUUAUUUAGCAAUGGUGUGACAACUAUUAAAAAUACUACAGUUUUAAACUUUCUAUUUAACAUAUACUACCUUUUGUAAAAAAUAUAUACAGAUAAAUAAUGUUUCUCUAGAUUUUAUGCAUAGAGAAUGUUAGUAAGGGAAAAGGUUUUAAAUAAAUUUGUAACUUCUUACUGUCCAUUUUCCAUUUUAAAUGAUACUUUUAAAUGAUACUUUAAAUCACUACUUUUGUUUGUCUGGAAAUAUACUGAAUAUUUUAUUAUUUAAAAUAGUAUACUUUUAUAGCUGUUUAUUAAUUUCAGUUGACUACUAACUUCUAUUUUGAUAUUUAUUAAUGAGUUGACACUGUAGUAUAUUGAGAUGUUUAUUUUUCUAUCAGAGCUGUAACAACUAUGACAUAGCAUUAUUUUAAUGCAACAUCAUUGUACUUGCUCUCUAAAAAAUAAAAUCAAUAUUUAAUCCAUA